CCUCAGAGAGCAGCGGAGUAAUUCCGGGAAAAGGCGGACUGACAUUUUGUCGCCAGAGUCGCUUCGACCCAGCAGAGUGUCUGUAUCUGUGUUGACUGGUGCUUGGGGGGGAAAAAUUGAAGACAGUUGGAUCAUGACGACAGAAAGAAACAGCAAAGCCCUGAAGGUGAAGCAGGAAUGUGGCGAGAACGUGCCCUUCCUAUCGGACAGUGAGCUCAUGUCCCUCUCGGUCCGGGAGUUGAACCUCCACCUUCGCGGCCUGUCCCGCGAGGAGAUCCAGAAGUUGAAGCAGCGCAGACGCACCUUGAAGAACCGGGGCUAUGCCGCCAGCUGUCGGGUCAAACGGGUCUCCCAGCGAGAGGCCCUGGAGCAGCAGAAGAUGGAGCUUCAGAGGGAGGUGGAGAGGCUAGGGGCUGAGAACGCUGGCAUGAGGAAAGAGCUGGAGGGGCUCGGCGCACGUCUGGCCGCUCUUCAGAGAUUCGCAAGGGGUCUGGAAGCCGGAGGCGGCAACCUGCUGGCUACAGCCCCACGCCUCAACACCGCCUCAGUCAUCACCAUCGUCAAGAGUCCACCACAGCCUCAGCCACAGAGAGAACAGGAGCCAUCCUAGAAGGAGCUGCUGGAACCAGACUCAGGGGGAGGGACGCACAACCUGCAAUGCAAACACACAUUCACAGGCAUACACAUACUAUACACACACGUGCUGGAGAACAGGAAGACGAGUAAAAGAAUUAGUAGGAAAAUACUAAGCGCUUGUUUGCAUCACGCCUCAUUCACAUUAUGGUAUGCAAGAGUCAUUUGGUCCUGUGUGACACAGUGCUGACAGCGUGGUGUGUAAUGUCACCGGACAGACAACAGCUCCGCUUAGUUUUCCAAAGUUAGGGCCAGGAACAGUUGAAGAAUCAUCUAGGACCAGUGGAGGUGUCCUCCACUUGAUGCUAUUUUUAUAACACUGCAGCUUAGUUGACCGAAACUUACUGAAGUGCGUUUGUUUAGAAACUCAAAGUUCAGAACAAUGCAGCAGGUUAAUGUGAACGAGGCGUUGAGCACUGAUGCACGCACACAUGCACAAAAUCCUCACACUCAUUCCCCCAUCCACGCUGGGUGUAGACGUUGACUAACUGGACUCGGAUUGAAGCCAGACCAACCCAACCAAGAGUUACUGUACAUCUCCACUGCUCAACAAAUCCAGCCGUGACGCUGGUGCUCUCUGAUUGUGCUAUCGAAACACCAGGGCUUCUCCUCGCUUCAGUUUAUGGCACCUGACCAACAGCAAAAUGAUGGGGUGGGGCGGACGUACAGUAUGUGCUGCUUCCUCCAGCUAUACAAAGUCUGCAUUCCUGGUACAGUUGCAGUCUGAAGUUGCUAGCCUUUUUCUCAUACCAGCCUGUGGUCAUGUGUUUCUGCUACCAUGUAAGAAAGUGUCCCAAAGUAUGAAUCACUUAGUCAUUAAUGCAGAGUUUCUCAAGCUUGGCGUCACUUGAUAUCCAGGUGGUUGUGAUGGGAGAUAUAGAUUUUUAUUUGGGUCUUUGGUUAAUAGUUUGAAAAGCAUAAUUUCUGUAUAAUCAAUCUGGAGCUUCCUUCAUUCAAAUAAAAUACAGCAGUUACAGCAUACUCAUAUUCCCUUGACAGCUCUCUAACUGCUUGGGUCACGAGGAUUUUGGAAGCAAAACUUGGUUGAGAAACACUGUAUUCAUGAAUCAUGAGCUCCUUCAAACUGUUCUUUCUUUUCAGAUUUCUUGGUUUUGGGAUUCACCAGUCACCCCUCCCUGUUUUGUACUGCUUGUGUUCAUAUUUCCCACAUUAACGCAGUGCCUUCAGUGUAUGUAGGAGCUACAAGAAUGCAAAUGUAAGAGGGAAAAGGUUAAAAACAGACUAUAAUCUCUCCUUCUUGCCUGUCCAUGGCCGCACAUUUCCUUCUUUAUUAUUCCUCUUGAUUCUCCUACUUUCUAAACUAUAAUCCCACAUUACUCAAUUCACAAUCCCUACUGUGCAGUAACCUUGCUACAGUCUGCUGUGGCUCCCUUUUCUUUUUUCUUCCUCAUAUCUGGUGGACUCCCAACAACAGAUGUUGGUCAUUUUGCCAAAAACGUGUCAAAGCGGAGUCACAUCUGGUAGGAAUUACGCUCAAAAUCGAUGCAAAAUCCUCUGCAUACAUUCCCGUUUUGUGUUCUUAUUUGUAAUGUUUGUAUGUGCCGUUGAGAGACGAAAAUGUUGAGUGACAUUUAUCAGAGAUAUAUUCUAUAUUUUAUUUGUAUUUAAAGGUAGAUAUUAUGAAAAGACAAGCUAACGAGUGCUGUGAUGUUCUAUCUGUUUUCAGAAGUACUUACUUAUGACUAGUCUGGGGAUAUUCUCAUGUCUAAUUGUGUUGUGUGGCGACUAUUAUUACUUUACAAAAUGUUAAUUAUUAGCUAUGUAGAAUUAUGCUCAAAGCCAAUGGCCAUAUUGCUGUAUGAUGAUUUUUUUUGUGUGUGUGUUUUUGCUAUGUUUGUACUGGCUUGUCCUAGUGGAUUCUUGGAGGGAUAUUAUUUUUCUACGAUGGUUCGUAUGUUAUUUGCGUGAAAAAUUAAGGUCACUUCUGAAUUGGCAGGGUGGGCAGAAACACAGGAUGUUAAAGGAAAACAUGACUGAAAAAAGGAGAAAGAUGGAGAUGAGGACGAGACAGGAAGGUUGAGGAGUUGUCGGAUGAUGGAGAAAGAAAGUUGGCAAGGCGGACUGGGAAAGAAGGUGGUGAAAUAAGGUGGUGUUUUAUUCACUUGAAAACCUCCAUCAGUCACAGGCCUGUUUCAGUCGACAUGCUAAAACAGGCCUGGAUUUCAUGGAGUCUAGGCCACUGAAUAGAGCUAGCAAUAUCAUUUAUAAGCAGGCAUUGUAACACAUUAGACUGUGUUGACAAAUAACUCCUUAAGAUAUAUUUAGCUAUAUGAAUAUCAGUGUGGCAAAGCAUUUAUUCUCAAUAUUUUAACGUCUCACAUCUGUCAAAUUGUGCUGGAUGUUUUGUAAUACUUGCAAAACAAAAAUGGUCUUUGUAUUUAUUACUUGUAUUUUUUCUAUUGUGAAAAUUUAAGUACAUUGUCUAUUUUAAAUAUUAAUUAUAAUAAAUGUUGUAC
Molecule: messenger RNA, 3110 nt
Organism: Seriola dumerili (greater amberjack)
Lineage: Eukaryota; Metazoa; Chordata; Actinopteri; Carangiformes; Carangidae
Gene: maff
Product: transcription factor MafF-like
Exons: 3
Coding region: 134-610 (158 amino acids)
Biological process (GO): regulation of epidermal cell differentiation; regulation of transcription by RNA polymerase II
Cellular component (GO): nucleus
Molecular function (GO): RNA polymerase II cis-regulatory region sequence-specific DNA binding; DNA-binding transcription factor activity, RNA polymerase II-specific
Source: RefSeq, a predicted model, not a curated record